UCUAAUGAGCCUCAUUUAGAUGUAACAUUUUACCAAAACGAACCAAUGUGAACAAGUAGGCUUGUGAACGAUGAACCGAUGCGACCAGAUGUCCGGUUUGACAAGCGAACGAUUCGGCUACGCCGGUAGCAGCCUCCUGUAUCGAUAAGAAUCAGCCAUAAAUCUGUCGAUGAAUCACUUGCGGAGACAUACACCGAGUAUCGCGAGAGAAGCAAUCGGUUCACAGAACGUCUUUUAAACAACAGGAGAGCCUGGAAUCCUCCACAGUGUGCCUUGACUGACGACGAGAACGGAUGUAAAUAGUAGCAGGCACGCUAGCUAGCUAGCUAGUCAUCACGGAGGAUUUUCACCACAUCAGCAAAACAAACAAAACAACAGUUUGGAACGUCGUUGGAUUUUACAAGAAGGGAGCAAAACUUGAGCAGCCAGACCAACAGAGAUGUUGUCCGAUGGUUAUUGCGCUGCAGUCGGCAGCAGUAAGGGCCUUAAUUUGGGUCAAUGACCGCCCUGCGUCUUGAUGGACAGCCAAUCGGAUCCUCCGGCUCAGCGCAGAUGAACGUGUGCCUGACUGGCAAUAUCAUACACCACAUCCCGGACGUUCUGCUCGCGGCUACCGCGGAUGAAGUCCUCCUGGGAAGCGCCGUGCUGCAGACACACACAAGAAUUUGUCAACUUUCUGCAGUGCAAUCGCGUGCAGCAUAGUGUUGCAGCACACAGGCUACACUGUUUGACUGUUUUAGAGGCAUGGCAAUGAUAAGGGAAAUGACCUCCAUGUGGUAGACUUUGUCACAUCACAGCAACGUUUGACAAACACAUCAUCGUCUGCUCCGUUUCAGCGCUUCUGCCAAAACAGGAAAGUCACCUCGGGCCUUAAAUGGAAUGUCUCACGAGAGGAUGGCUGACUCCCUCGAAAACAAUUUGCCUCAAGCUGCAGCUGACACAUUCAUUGGUUAAAGCAGGUUUUUAUGCUACUUACCGCUAGUAUACAUCUGAAAAAAAUGAGGCUGCCCUUACGGCUGCCCUCACAGGGCCACUUGUAACUGUCAGUAUAUAUGAAUAUAACCUUAUGAUAUUAUUACACAAUUGUCCAUGCAUUUGAUUAUUUGAUUUUUACUAACAAAUUGAUGGAUAACUUGUUUCGAAAUGAGAAGUGAAGUGAGGAUGUCAUGGUGACAAGCAGACAUUCAAGUAUUUGUUUUUGAAAAAUGCUUGGAAUAUGUUGCUGCAUGAUUAGAUAAUACUGACGUUUUGAAGAACUGCAAGCGGUACAAUUUUUCUGUCAAAAUGACGGAUCAAAUACAUUUCGAAGCACAAAGGUGAAGUGCACUAUUGACAUGCAUUAGUCCCACGGUUUGGCAAGCCACAUAAAAUGAUGUGGCGCGCCACACCUGUGCAAUAUACUUGUAGUAUAACAAAUGUAAGUCAUAAAAAAAAAUUGUACACUAUAAUUGCACCAUGGAAGCUCAGUACGAGAUAUGCCACAUUAUUCUGAACUGCUUUAUUAGUUGCCUGUUAGGAAAUAUGGACUAUGUCCCCAACAUUUUACAUGGCAUGCAAGAGAAAGGGGUGCUUAACAUUUUAAGUGCCCACUUGAUGCCUGUGUAAAGCGCUGCAUCAGCAUUUUAGAAUGGUUUCAUAUGGCCUUGUCAUUUUUCUGGUUGAGUUGGCCAAUCUUUGCAGCGCAAGGUCCGAGUUCAACGCAAAAUAUUUUAAUAUUUUAGUGAAAAAUUUACCACAGAUGUAAAAUUACAAUUUAAAGCCGCUUAAUCAAAAUCCAAGCAGUCUCAAACCUGGAAAGAACAAUAUUAAAUUUCAAGUAUGCAUUAGCAUUUCUAGUACCACGAAAUAUGUACUAGGGGCGGCAUGCUAGGUGGUGGAGUGGCUGUCUCCCAACCUGAAGGUUGCAGGUUCGAUCCUCCGUCCUCAUAUGAUUAUGUCCAAGUAUCCUUGGGCACAAUACUGAACCCCCCAGUUGGUCCUGAUGCUGCGUCAUCAGUAGGUAAAUGUGCUAACAGUGUCAAAGCGCUUUGAGUGCCUUGGAGGUGGAAUAGCGCUAUACAAGUGUUUAUAACUGUUUAUUAAGCCGGUGUAUAAUGUCCAAAUCAUAAAAACUCUUACAUGUGGAUCUUACUGUAGGUCACGUUUAGAAAGUGGCGAUCAACACUGGCAUUGAGAAAGUCUCCUUACCAGCAUGCAGAUGUCCAUGGGCAAGUAAACUCUGCGCCGGCUGCUGUAAUGAGGAGUCGCUCUAAGACACGUCACAAUGCCAUGCGCCUUCCCGAUGUGACUCGCCGCAUGGUCCGCAUGGACGUCUUUCACCCCUAGCAACACCACGCACACACACGGGUAGUCACUCGUUAAGAAGACGGAUAAAAUCCUUUUCCGCAGAGGUAGUCAUGCACCAUGACCAGUUUGUUUUGCUCCUGUUAGACAUUCUCACCUAAACACUCCAGGAGCAGGUACAACAGAGACGACUGUGCGUUCUCGGCAUAUGACUCCAGCUCCUGUAGGUUUCUGUAUGGUCUGUCAUCCAGAUCCUUUUCCUGACGUGCCACAUGAUACAAACAUAAUAAACACACAAACUUUUUACAAGCUGUGCACACAUAGUAGAUCCCCACUUUUCACGGUGGUUACAUUCCGUGAUACGCCCGAAAAAUGUCUAUUUGUGACACACAGCUCGCUCACCCACCUCCGAACCCUCCUGCUAGCUUAAUGUUGACGUUCUCUUUCGAUUUUUAAUCAACAUUUUCAAUAAAAGAGACUGUUGUAAUUAUUAGAUUAAAUUCAGCUCCAGGACCCUGCCUGUAUCUUUUUUAAUUGCCAUUGUUCACUCACAACACAAUUCAGGUUUAAGCCGUGAAUAUGCCUCACACACUUACUAAACACAUUUCAUGUAGAAAAUGUAUAGUUACUCACCACUAAUGAUCAUAAAAGAUGAUCGAUGAACAAAUGGAAUUGGAGUCACGGUAUAACAUUUAGCCUGGUCGUCAUGCUAACACUUGAGGCUACCAGACUAGAAAAGGAGUUUCUCUAAACUGUAUCUACUGCACAGAAUCCACGCUCCUUGCUGUUAUAAUGCCAGUAAUGACUGCCGAUCAUAUGUUAACUUGUGGUUAUCUCCCUACACGUUUUAAGGCUGGACUGACAUUUAGCAUAUUUUAUACUUGAAAAUGCUUAAUUUAGGCAAAAAAAAAAAUAUUUUUUUUUUUACUAAAAAUAGGCCGUAUUCCCAUGAAACAGCAUGAUUUACUAAUGAAUAUAUAGUGGAAAAACCGUGAUAGAGUGAAGCCGCAAAAUUUGAACGCUAUAUGGCAUGGGACAACUGUAUUAUCACAUAUUUAUAAAUUAUUACUGACUUAUGGUGAAUGAGAUGUGUUUUCCGCUGAAAAAACAUCCUACUGUCGGAGAAAAACAUUUAAUUUUAUUCUUUUUAACCAAAAAUCUCCACAUUUGCAGGCAGUGAAUGCAGAAUCACAAAUGUGUGGGGAUCUACUGUCUACAUUACUUACAAAAAGUUAGGGAUAUUAGGCUUUCGGAUGAAAUUUCAGGAUGAAUCUAAAAUGCACUAUAACCUUUACAGAUUAGCUUAAUUUGACCUUCUCUAAAUGUUUGAUUUCACAUGUCCAACUGCUGAAUGUUGCACAGCUUGCUGUUCUCUAACAAGGUGAUGAACAGUGAGCCUUACUCUCUCUGCUAUGAUCCUCAACAACCAUCUCUUUGUCAGCUUAUGCCUCCUCACUGCCUGCAAAACAUCAUGCACGUUUCUCAAUCAUCUUUUCAGGACAGCGUUUAAGUACAGAAACAGCAAAGAACUUGAAACAACUACAAGUACGUUUGUCAAAAAUUAAAAACAAUGUUGUGGUCUCUGAGUGUAUGUUAACAAGUGUUGGUAGUUACCUUCCACAGCUCGUUACUGACUGGCUGGUUUGGGGGGUUGUCUCUGUAGAUGUCUUCUAUGGCUGUCUUCCAAAACUGCAUUCGCAUUAAACCAAGGCUCUUCUGUGAGACAGAGUCCUUCACCUUGUGGAGAAACAAAUACGCACAAACACACACAUUAAAGAAACACCUGACAGUAACAUCAUAAUAUUACGAUAGUGAGAGUACAUAACACUAAAAAUUGCUGUACAUGAAAACAAAUCUGACUCUCACUUGAAUUGCUUCAAAAGAUCAAAAGACAUACCCCUACCCCCAAUUAAAACAAAUGCCACUCCAGUCCAGAUGUUGAACUACCAGUACUUACCUGUGCUAGCUCCACGUUGAAGGCCCUCAAAGCCAGGGCGGAGCGGCGCGCCCCCUCUGGCAGCAGAAGGGAGCACACAAAGCCCUCGUAGUCCCUGGACCUGAGUUGCAGUGUCGUCAGAGAAAGAGAACAUGUUGAGAUGAAGAAGGUGCUGCUUGUUUUUCUCCAUGGUUACUAUUUGUUGUCAUGACUGUUGUACAGCCGAUGUCUGCUCUCAUUUAUCAGCUUUACGGUGGCCCCUUUAAAUAGCGGGGAACUUUCGCUAGCUCGGCUAGUUAGCCCACCUGACCAGCUCCAAACAGAACUUCUCGUUAUGUUGAACCGUUGCGCUGGCUGCGGCUCUCACACUCCGAAUUUCUGCCGCUCUUUGAGCACACGCACUGCCGGGAGGUGUUUUUCUUUGGACAGUGAAAAACAAUGAGUGUUUGCCAAACGACAGUCCAUGUUUGACACUUACGCUUGCUGCCAUGUUACUUCCUGUUUUUUCUUCUUCUGCUGGUGGAUUGUUCCGAUUGAUACCGCCACCUAGUAGUAACUGUGUAACAUUGUGUUUAAUGGUGAUUACUACUUUUCUCAUCAUCUCAGUGUUUUUUCUUUCACAUUGCUAUUCCUUUUCCUUUAUUUUGUUGUCUCUGUAGGUUGCAUGUAUCCACACUCUUUUCGAUGCACAUAUGACUAACAGUAUGUCAAGUUAAAUUUAAUCAUAUGUGAUAAGAUCCAACUAUUCUCUGUAAAUUCUAUCAGCAUUCUCUGUUUUGUUUGAUCACACUGAUUGUAUGUUGUCUGUCUCACUAUUAUCAAGAUGUGGAGGUUUCCCUGAUUUAUACCUGUCAAUAUUUACAUUUACAAACAGUCGAAAUUUCAACUCGAUGCAAGAGCAACUCUUAAGGUGUCAAGGGGUGUGAUUUAUUUAAGUGACAUAACUGAAAUAUUCCAACCCAAAACAUACUGGGUUAAAUAUAUUUGUUAUUCUUGUGUUUUUACCAGCUUAAAUUUCAUAAGUAAGCGUAAAAAAUCUACUUUUAAAGAGCGCCGUUUACACACACACACAGAGGGAGAGAGCAAAGCAGAGAGGCUACACUUUCAAUGCAUUUUCGCUUACAUCUAUGCUGUUUCACCAUGCUUUUGCUGUCAUUUUAACAUGAUUUGUGUCUUUGACCGUGUAGCAUUUACAAUUGAAUAAUCAUUCCUUUUAACCGCAUCAAACAUGACAAUUGUGAACACAAACGUAAAGCGGGUAACUGGGACACAUUAACUUAGUGAAUUCCUUCUAUAUGAGCUGUCAGUCAAUGUUAAAAGAACUUGAACACACAGUAAAGCUCCAUUUUUGUUUAUAACCAACCAGUUGAAGCAGUUUUUUUAUGGUAGGAAACCAUCUUUCCUGAAAUGAGGACACGGCAAAGUUGAAAAAUAAUCUCUAUAGCCUAUUUGAUGAGAACUCGGCCCACCAAACAUUUUAUGGUACUAUUUUGUUGUUUGACCAAGCAGAAUAUGAAAAAGUCAAUAUUACAAACAGCUGUCACUUCACUAUCCCCAGAGGGUGAAACUGUUUGUUAUAACGCACGUCUCCAAAAUAUGUAUGUCUUGCACACAGGCAUCCGCCCUCAAAGCCUUAUCGGAGUGAAAGAGUGUGUUUUUUCCAAAGUGGGAGGCACACAAGAGAAAUAAAGAAAAGUACGGUAUUUUUUCAAACUUGCUAGGCUAACUUCAGUUAUGUUUACUGGCAAAACUAAUUGAUCUGUAGUUGCUGCAUUAACACCACCAAAUGUGGUAAUAAUAUAACCCAAAUUCGCUGCAGAAAAACAGUUAAAGGCCAGUGUUCAUCGUGUUCUCUGAGGGGAGGCUCAUUGUGCCACACUUUGAAAACGCCUGAACUAAAACACCAUACAAAUCUAAAAGUGCAGUACUAAUAUGGUAAUUAGACUCGUUAGUCUAGUUUUCACUUCUUGUUCGCCAAUCAAAGUGGAUGACACUGUACAACUAAUCAAAACAGUGCACCCCUACAAUACAAAUAUCAUGUGUUCAGUUUUGUUGAUGCGGUUUCCGGUACCACGUGUCAAAUUAAAAUGCGUGUAGGUAAUUUGCCACAUGUCUAAUGUAGUUCGAAAUGUAAAAUAUGAGAAAGAAAUCUGUUUAAAUGGAUGUCAUUGAAAUGGUUAUGGCUGGCAUUCGUAAGAGGUGAUCACGAUAUAUGUUCUAGCCAGUGAGCGAAAAAUAAAUUAAUGUAAGUGCCUUCAUUUUGGUACCAUUUUUUUCAUUUUUGGGUGCGGGUCAAUACGUUCAAUACUUUUAUUUUACAAAGUAAAACCGGAAACCUUGUUGAGUUUCCAGAGUAGGCGUGGAACAAAAAAGUAAAGGAGUUAUAAAAAGAAGUAAAUUAGACAGUUCAGUCAAGAAGCUUUAGAAGGCUUGAUGAAGGAUUUGCUUGUGUGGCUUCUGUUGUCUCUCUUUUGCUGGCUGUACAUCACCGCCGACCCCACAGAGUCGGUGGUGAAAGAUGUCUUUCUGGCCAAGGCGCAGGGUGACCGUCCUCAGCGCUCUCAAAGUGACAUCAAAGGCUGUCAGCCCCUCGUCCAUGGCACCGCCGUCCACGAGAGCUGGCCCUCCAACAACCAGAGCGGGCUGCCGGUGGUCGAGUCCAAGGUGUUUGUGUCUCGUCUGAAAAACAGAUAUGUGAGCGGUCACUUCACGGUGGUCCUUGACCCACUGAGAACCGUGUCGGUGCUGGAGCCCGGCGGCCCGGGGGGCUGCGGCCUUCACAAAAUGGUCUCAGUCGAGGAAACAGCCCGAGCUGCUGGGUGUCUGUACGCCCAGAACGGUGGUUUCUUCAACACCAAGACGGGCCAGUGUUUGGGCAACGUGGUGAGCGACGGCAGGUUGGCAAAGGACAGCGGUGGCGUGCAGAACGCCCAGUUUGGCAUUAGGAGGGAUGGUACCCUGGUGUUCGGGUAUGUGUCUAAGGAAGACGUUUUGGAGCAGUCGAACCCAUUUGUCCAGCUGAUCAGUGGAGUGGUGUGGCUGAUCAAAAAUGGUAGUGUCAACAUCGAACCCAGUCUGAAGGCCGAGUGUGACAAGACACAGGAGACUGCAAGGACAGCUGUGGGCCACGAUGCUCAAGGCAGGCUGAUCUUGUUCCAUCUCGACGGACAGACUGGCGAAAGAGGUAUGAGCCUUUGGGAGAUGGCUGACUUCCUGAAGAAGAAUGGAGUCAUCAAUGCCAUCAAUCUGGAUGGAGGCGGGUCUUCCACCUUCAUUUCCAAUGGCUCAUUGGCCAGCUACCCUUCUGAUGAGUGCAGCAAACCAGACAACAGUUGGCGCUGUGCUCGGCGAGUCUCCACCGUCUUGUGCGUCCAUCCGCACCGAUGCCAGCCAAGUGACUGCGGCGGACACGGCCGAUGUGUGGCUGGACUCUGUCACUGCCAGGAGGGCUGGCGGGGUGCCGCCUGUGACUUUCCCACCUGUCCACCCUCCUGCGGUGCCCAUGGUGUCUGCUCCGCCAGUGGUUGUGUCUGUGAUGCCGGGUGGAGAGGACAGAACUGCAGCCAAAAGUGCCCAUCAGGCUUUUAUGGUGACGGCUGCAAUCAAACCUGCUCCUGCAUGAACGGCGCCUCGUGCCAUCAUAUCUUUGGAAACUGCAGCUGCCCUCCAGGGUUCUCUGGCACAACCUGUGAAGAAGAUUGCCCAUUCGGUUUCUAUGGUGACGGCUGCAAACAAAUCUGCCCUUGCAUGAACGGCGCCUCGUGCCAUCACAUCUUCGGAAACUGCAGCUGCCCUCCAGGAUUCUCUGGCACAACCUGUGAAGAAGAUUGCCCAUCAGGCUUUUAUGGUGACGGCUGCAAUCAAACCUGCUCCUGCAUGAACGGCGCCUCGUGCCAUCAUAUCUUUGGAAACUGCAGCUGCCCUCCAGGAUUCUCUGGCACAACCUGUGAAGAAGAUGGACGCUCUCUGGUGGAGACAUCCUUGAAGCUCUGGGCUGGCGCUUACUUUACCGAGUCAACAUGGCUGACAAUAACCGCCAUCCUGAGCUCUGUGCUGCUGCUCAGCCUGUUGGCGCACGUCUUGCCCCUGUGUCGACACUGGCUGGCGACUCACUGGCGUCGUGACUACACCUAUCUGCCGCUGACCACUGAUGCAGAGGUCUCCUUACAGUCCGUCAUAGGGGAAUCCGGCAAAGGGUUUGCGGAUAACUCUGACUUUCUGGAAUUAACGCCACGCGUUGAAUCUGCUGGCGAAAAAACAUGACAAAGUGAAGAUUGUAAACACUGGAAAAUUUAAAUGCCAUAAUAUCUGCAGCUGUGUUUUUUUCACAUAUACGUUUGCCAAUGUACUGUUAAUAAACUAAGUGGAAACAAAGUCAUGACAUGAAUCCAUUUUCACCUUCCAAUGUGUACAAGAAGCGGCCCACAUUUUUGGCCCUUGGCAUAUUGUAAAAAUUUAAUCCAUCCAUUUUCUAUACGGCUUAUCCUCAUUGGAGUCACGUUAAGCUGGAGCCUACCACAGCUGACAAAAAUAAUAAAUGAGACAAACGAUAAAAAGUAUUGAAAACAUUUUUAACAAAAGUUAAUUAUUCUAAUCUUUUUGUUAUUCUCUUAAAGAGCAACCACUGUUAAACAUAAUAAACAACAAAGGAGUCAGCUCCUCACCAGCCAUGAACUUCACUGCACUUCACUGGUCUUCAACAAACAAGAGUCCAUGACUGGGUACCUUUUUCUUCAUGUAUUUGUUAAACACUUGGGUUUCUCUGUAAUACUGUAAAAUUCUAAGUCUUGGGUCUUUACAGACUUCCAAUGGUGCCAAAAGAGGGGAAUUGUGCCGUGCCUGGGCGCCAUUCAAGCACUCACACUAGCCAAGCAUUCCGUGCUUUUGGUGUUAGGUAGGCCCCAUGAAAAAAAAAUAAAAAUGCAUUGGGCCGCCCCAAACGCCCCGCCCCACCCCCGGCACCUGUUUUAUUUUUUGACCGCUGUCAGUCAAGAUUCAAGAUUCAUUUUAUUGUCAGUCAGACGCCCAUUGGAAUUUUCCUAACUCAGUACCUCCUAAAAGACACAUCCGUCGAUGUUGUCUGCUCCCUGGGCUGUGUUCACAUAUUUGUGGCCCAACACUCCACCCAAAGUAUGAAACACCCUGUACACAUUUACAGAGAAUUGGGUGUGAAUUGAAUCACCAAGUAAAAGAAGGGUCAUACAGCAAAGAAAGGACAGGGAGACUUGGCAGUCACACAGGCACAAA
Molecule: messenger RNA, 9466 nt
Organism: Dunckerocampus dactyliophorus (ringed pipefish)
Lineage: Eukaryota; Metazoa; Chordata; Actinopteri; Syngnathiformes; Syngnathidae
Gene: nagpa
Product: N-acetylglucosamine-1-phosphodiester alpha-N-acetylglucosaminidase
Exons: 15
Coding region: 6653-8482 (609 amino acids)
Source: RefSeq, a predicted model, not a curated record